UCUUAGCAGUGUUUUUUAGUUGUCUUAUUUACAUUGGAGUCCAAAGAUCUGGGCAAUUUAAAUGUAAUUAACUGCGUUGUAACUAAACUGUGGUAAAUAAUAAAAAAAAAUUAAAACAAAGAAGUGCCAUGAUGUAAAAUGUAGAAGAAGAACUAUUACUAGGUCAUUCAUUAAAUAAAAUCUUUUGCAACCAUGUUGCAAACCAUUUUAACUUUAUACAAAAGGUCAGAUAUGCUCUCAUAAUUCUCAUAUCAUGCUGUGAUAACAUUGAUCUUCCAGUUUUGCACACUUGUAGAGUCCAUGUCAGCUCGAGUGCAUGCUGUCAUUCUAAACAAAAGGGGACCAGAACAAAUAUUAAGAAAUUCUGAAAUGUAUGCAAAUUUUUCAGUUCAGCUUUUCAAUCAAAUUGUUAUGCUCAUGUUAUAAUUUAUAAUUAUUAAAAAAUAUAAAGAAUUAGCACUAUCUACCAGACCUGGAGUCGCAAAUUCAAAUCAGUCAAGCUUCCUAAGCAACCAGUUGGCCCAGUUUCUAGGGUGGGUAGAGAUUUAUGUUGGAUUAACCUCCUUGUGAUCACUAUAAUGUGGUUCUCGCAUGGUGUGCGUGGAUGCCGCGGAGAAUAGAGUGAGUCUCCAUACGUGCUACAUCUCAGCGGUAACACGCUCAACAAGCCACUUGAUAAGAUGCGUGAAUUGACGGUUUCAGACGCGGAGGCAACUGAGAUUCGUCUUCAGCCACCUGGAAUGAGAUCUGCUCUGUGGCAGAGAAGACAGCCAUUGAUAAGAUGAUCGAUUCUGGACCUCAGCUGGCUGGAUCAAUGGAGUACAAUGUGGUUCUGAGUUUGUACAAUCGGGGCUAUAUAUAUCUUGAUGUUCCCAUAUCAGAUGACAGCUGUAUAUCAGUGCCGCCACUUGAGGGGUUCGUCAUGAACAGAGUCCAGGGUGAUUAUUUCGAAACGCUUCUCUACAAAAUCUUUGUUUCCAUCGAUGAGCAAACUAAUGUGUCUGAGCUGGCUAAUGUACUGGAGAUUGACUUGGGCCUGGUGAAGAAUGCAGUGUCCAUGUAUUGCCGCCUGGGGUUCGCUAUCAAAAAGGGUCAGGUGAUCAGCCCAGACCAGCUGCACCCCUCGUGGAAGAGUACCCCUUCGGUCAAUAGACUCAAGAGCACUAUGGACCCCCAGAAGAUGCUGUUAUCAUGGGAGGGUGGCAGUCCGGUGAUGGAAGCAGGUUCCUCAGCCACUGAUACAGAUACCACUAGCCUGGAGGACCAGGACACCGCUAGUGUGAGCAGUCUAAGUAUUCCGGCGGCCCCUACUAAGAGGAUCGCCUUCCUGUUUGACUCCACCCUCACCGCAUUUCUUAUGAUGGGCAACCUCUCCCCUAACUUGAAGAGCCAUGCAGUCACGAUGUUUGAGGUGGGGAAGUUGUCUGAUGAGACCCUGGACAGUUUUCUCAUGGAAUUGGAGAAGGUGGAGAGCACUGCAGAAGGUGAGGCUCAGAGAUAUUUUGACCAUGCGCUGACCCUCAGGAACACAAUACUUUUUCUGCGCUACAACAAAGAUCUCACCACUAACCAGGGCUCUGAUGUACCAAAUAUAGGCCUGCCUCUGGACCUCCUCCGCUGUGAAAGCCUGUUGGGAUUGGACCCUGCCACCUGCAGCCGUGUGUUGAACAAGAACUACAAACUGCUCGUUUCCAUGGCUCCACUCAGCAAUGAGAUCCGACCAAUCAGCAGCUGCACGCCUCAGCACAUUGGCCCAGCCAUUCCUGAGGUGAGCUCCAUCUGGUUCAAACUGUACCUGUAUCAUGUCACUGGUCAAGGGCCUCCUUCACUGCUGCUCUCCAAGGGCUCCAGGCUUCGCAAGCUGCCGGAGAUCUUUCAGGCCUAUGACAGGCUGCUUAUUACAUCAUGGGGUCAUGACCCAGGGGUUGUCUUGACAUCCAACGUGCUAACAAUGCUGAAUGAUGCCCUUACCCACUCUGCUGUACUCAUUCAGGGUCAUGGAAUGCAUGGACAUGGUGAAACUGUCCAUGUCCCCUUCCCAUUUGACGAGGAAGACCUUAAAGCAGAGUUCUCGUAUUCCAAUAUGUGUGCACACAAAGCCCUUAAGAUCCUGUGGGACAAAGUGGAUCUGGAGCACCAGUGUGGCUACAUCACCAUGCUCAACCAGAACAACAAACAUCGAAGACGACCCAGUGACGCCAAUGGAGACCCCGAGCUUAGUGGAGUGCUUGAUGUCAAUGGAAGCAAUGAAUCUUUCGAGCUGGUUACAGAGGAGAAUAAUGGAGAUGGCAUUAAAAAACAGGGAACAGAAGGGUUGUCCAGUGAGGAUGAGUGGGUUCCUCUGGAACUGUGCUUUGGAAUGCCUCUCUUCAGCUCUGAGCUUAACCGCAAAGUGUGUCAGAGGAUCGUCUCCCACAAACUCUGCAGCAAAGACAGUCUUCAAGGGUUACUACAUUCCAGUCGAAAACUGGCAUUAAGAGUUCUCACUUUUGUCCAAUCUUUCCAGGACAGCAAACAGCCUGCAGACCCUGACAGUGGGGUUUCAGGUCCCCUGAGUCAACCUCCGUCAGAGACUGGCGUACCCCUUCCUGCAACCAACCUGCUCUUCAAAGACGGCGAGCUGAAGGAAUGGAGCGGGCGAGCGCCGCCCGCCCUACACAUCUCUGCCCCACAGAGAGAUCAACCCACAUAAAAUAUCAUCCUCAAAAUCACAGCAUUCAGCCCCACACCAUAUUCCACUCACUUCUGAUUGUGUAUGUCAUGGGUUACUUAAUCACAGCCAUCAAGUGGAUGCAAGCGUCCAGAGAUCAAGAAUCAAGAGUAGCACUUAUAGUCCUGAUUCACUGAGACAGGUUCUAUCGUUUUUCCUAACUUCCCACUCUUUCAUUCAUCAGAUAUCACUUUACUUAAAGUACAAAAUGGUUCAUUAUAAAUAGAAAAAUAUUUACAAAAAGAUAUCCCAUAGUGACCUUUUAAUGUGUAUAUAGACUUUGCUUGAGAGAACAUCCAAGGACCAAUCCUGUGGUUGGAUGAUGUCACCCAGGUCUUCUGUAUAUGAAUCUUAGCCUACUUGUAUUGUCAUGUUUUGUGACCUGAUGCAUGAUUUCAUUGCACAAAAUCUAAAAAAGUAAUAAUACUUGACUGAAUCAGUUUGAAAAUAUGAAUUUCAGGUUUACUUUUGCACAAAGCCUGUGGAUGACUUUCAGGUUUAUUCUUUUUUUUUUUUUAAUUAAGUAAGUGUAAUCAGGCCAUGUCCACACUAAUACAUUUUUGGUUAAAAACGCAUUUAUUUAGCUGUUUACACGUUUAUACUUAUGAAAGCACUCAUUAGUACUGCAUAUUUGGGAAAACUAUGACUUUAGGAAACUAAAUCAUAUUUGUGUGGACGUGGCCUUAGUUAUUGGGUCGUAUUCCAGCUGGAAAACAUGUCUGUCUCAUUUCUGCUAAGCAGAGGAGCAUUUCUGCUUCUCUGAGACCAAAGACCAAAUUUUUUGGUUGUUUUUCUAGUUGAUUUUAACCAUUAUUUUACUUCUUUGCAGCCUUAUUUGCUUUGUGCCCAGUUUACUGCUGUAUCACUGAAUACAUUCAUUACACUAGUGUGACGCUAAUUUACUUGGCCAGUUUAAAGAGUUCACGCUUGGAUUAACAGCAGUUAUACACAAUUUUACAAUAAAAGGAUCUCUAGUCAAAAGGGUACGACGGCAUGGGCACAGCCACACACAAACCUGCAAGUAGUGACAACAAGGUCACCUAUUCUCCAUCAGUACCUAGAUGUGUUGAAUAUCAGUAUCAUUUUAUAGUUUAUUGUGAGAAUUUGCAGUACUACAGCAUUAAACAAUGAUCCUUCAGUGGCCUGAUAUUUUUCCUCUUUCCUAUACUGAGGUUGCUGGCAGUGUUUCCCCAAUCAAACCUUGUAGUGUUUUCAAUGAUGAUGGUGAUACUUAUGAUGAAGAAGGAUUAGAGAUCUUGGUGCUGCAUGAUGAGUGUGUAGAGUCGUGUAUUGUGUGCUGUUCUCUCCUCAUCUGUUGUUUUCCCUUCUCCAUUAAAAA
Xyrauchen texanus (razorback sucker) is the source of this 4049-nucleotide messenger RNA. It is a transcript of the gene fam91a1, whose product is annotated as family with sequence similarity 91 member A1. The record is from RefSeq and is a predicted model, not a curated record. Gene Ontology annotation, cellular component: trans-Golgi network; cytoplasmic vesicle. NCBI's taxonomy places the organism in Eukaryota, Metazoa, Chordata, Actinopteri, Cypriniformes, Catostomidae. The transcript has 19 exons. Gene Ontology annotation, biological process: intracellular protein transport. The coding region runs from base 782 to 2692 and encodes 636 amino acids.